Molecule: messenger RNA, 2022 nt
Organism: Parastagonospora nodorum SN15
Lineage: Eukaryota; Fungi; Ascomycota; Dothideomycetes; Pleosporales; Phaeosphaeriaceae
Exons: 3
Coding region: 1-2022 (673 amino acids)
Cellular component (GO): nucleus
Molecular function (GO): chromatin DNA binding
Source: RefSeq, a predicted model, not a curated record
AUGUACUCUGUGCAUGCGCAUCCCGUCCAGACCAUGUCCAUGUCGAAUGGAGGCAUUGGGAACGGCAUCAUGGAUCCAUCAGGGACCAUUGACCCGUCCGCCCUCAAUGCAGCAGGCGUGCUUGUAGGCCCGUCGCAGCCCGCAGCACAGCAACCCUCGCGCGGGCUCAAGCGCAGUCGCUCGCCCGAGAACAGCUAUGCAGACCUGCAGUACGGCGAAGAUGGUACGUAUAUCGCGUCGCGGGACCCGGCAGACACGCUGACGGAUGGCACAGAAGACGGCAAACCACGAAAGCGCGGGCGCCCACCAAAGGCCGCAAAGGGCGCGUACGCUGGCAGCCCCAACCGCUCGUCCCAGCCUCCGACGCCCUCGCAUGGCGGCAACGCUCCCUCCGUGCAAACUCCCCAACUCCAGACCACCCCGCUGCCCCAAGGCUCGCCUCCGCGGGUGUCGCCAUCCAACAAAGGCACUCCCACCAAACCCACAGUGAUCAAGGCGCUGCCCACAGUGCGCGAUCACACCACCGACCAGCUGAAUCCCGAGGGCGACGAGUACAUACCCCGCGAAAUCGACGACGCUGGCGAACGCAAGGUCACACAGACUGGCCACCCGCUCGAAGGACGCGAAUACCGCUGCCGGACCUUCUUCGUGCCGAAUCGCGGCGAUAAGCUGUUCAUGCUCGCUACCGAGUGUGCACGCGUCCUAGGCUACCGUGAUUCGUACCUGCUUUUCAACAAGAACCGUUCUCUAUUCAAGAUUAUUGCUACGCAGGCCGAAAAGGACGAUCUGAUCCACCAGGAAAUAUUGCCGUAUUCGUACCGUUCGCGGCAAAUAGCCAUCGUAACCGCCCGGUCCAUGUUCCGCCAGUUUGGAAGCAGGCUGAUAGUCAACGGACGAAGAGUGCGCGACGACUACUGGGAAAGCAAGGCCCGUAAGCAGGGAUUCACAGAAGAAGACGCUGCUGGCGAGAAACGACCGGGUGCCGCGAAAGCAAGAGAAGCGGCGGCGGCGGAAGCCAACCACGCCAAUACCAUGACCUUUGCCCAUACAGGCCCCUACACUGGCAACGCCCAGGACUAUCUCGGCGGCGCUAUUAACCCUCUACAACCGUUUGGAGGCCUCAACCCCGCACCGGGCAGCUUGCCUACAGUGGGCACGGACGCGUAUGCUCAACGUAAUACGACUGAUCUGCAACCACGUGACUACAGUGGUGUCCAACGGCCUCGACAUGAGAUGGCCGGCGUGCCAUAUCAGGACAUGACGAGGCCAACGCCAUCCGGCGAGAUUCUGAACGCCGCUGCCCAAACAGCAGAGGCCAACAAGCAGCUUGAGCAGCAGCGCAAGAGCCGCAAGGAAUACCUGGACAACAUGUGGACACGCCCACAUGAGCCACCAGCGCAGACUAACCGCCCAGGGACUGCGGAUGGUGACCAAGUACCCCAAGUCUCACAGGCUGUGCAAUCGCCACGGGCAGCAUCAACUAAUGUGCCCAUACCUGGCAACCAAUAUGGCAUGGCUACACAGACACCACAGAGACCAGGGCAACAAAUGCCGCCUCAGGCAUACCGCCCACAGUCCAUCCCACAGAACAACAUGGUUCCAUCGCCUAUGGCCCAGCAGCACACACCAAUGCGACCCGACCAGAUGCACCGUCGCCCUCAAAGUAUUGGUAUGCCCCAAGGCAUGGCACAACCAGGAAUGGGACCGGGCGGAAUGCUCCCUGGCCAGAAUACCGGUCACGGAUAUCCUCCAUCUCACAUGUGGCAACAGGCUCCACAGCCAUCACCACUGUCACAGCAGCAUAGCAUGCAGCAUGGCUCGAUGCAUGGCACACCAGUCCAACAGUAUCAGACCAUGGGUGCUAUGGGGGAUCCUGGAUUCCAGAACAUGGGCCAGCAUCCUUACCAGCCUAGCCCGAGCCCUCACCAGUUCAUGCAGCAUCCCAGUACCGCCGGCCAGCAACCUGGCAUGUCUGGCUGGGCUCCACAGCAAGCACCGCCGCAAGGAUGGCAGUCCUACUAG